This is a messenger RNA of Cyprinodon tularosa, 2059 nucleotides long. RefSeq names its product family with sequence similarity 234 member A (gene fam234a). NCBI's taxonomy places the organism in Eukaryota, Metazoa, Chordata, Actinopteri, Cyprinodontiformes, Cyprinodontidae. Gene Ontology annotation, molecular function: protein binding. The transcript has 12 exons. The coding region runs from base 147 to 1787 and encodes 546 amino acids. The record is from RefSeq and is a predicted model, not a curated record.
GGGUAAAAGUGACCCUGCUCGCUCUGCUUUUCUCUUACAGUUUGUUCAGAUCAAGUUUUGCUCUUCUGGGUUUUUACUGUCGAGUCACACUAGUGACCGAAGAAGGAAACCUCGGUAAAAAGUUGACGAAUGCUGUGAGGACAGUAAUGGAGACCACAGACCAAAUCACUGAGGGUUCCCCUCUGAAGUCGACAGAAGAGGAGGCAGGAACGAUCACAGCACCGUCAGAAGCAGAACUCAAGAAGAAGAGUUGCAAAGAAGUCUUGGGUUUUUCUAAAAUGACCCACUGUAGAACAGGGGUCUUCUUCCUCUCGCUCUUCCUCUGCCUCACCGUAGUGUUUGCCUUCUCCUUCAUCAUCCCCUGCCCUGAAAGACCCCAGUAUAAUAUUUCCUGGAGCAGAAAUUUCUCUGAAGCAGCAACAUACGACUUCCUUGCUAUUGACAAUGCAAACAGCGACAAGGUGAUGGAUGUCCUUUUUGUCCUGAAAAGCGCAGAAAUUUCUCCAAACAAAACAUGUGUUGAUUCAGGCUUGCCUUCGCCGUGUCUGUUCAUGGUGGCGCUGGACGGCACAAAAGGACAGACGCUGUGGGAGAAGCCGCUGAAUGCUGGGUUCCACUGGGCCCAGUGUGGCCUGCAAACACAGACCUGGCAUUGUCUGUUGUCCCAUUCAGACACCCUGACAGCUAUAGACAAAAACACUGGUAAUGUGAUCUGGCAGCAGCUUCAGCCUACUGGCCUCUUGAGCUCCCUUCCUGUCCUCAGCGUCCCAGAUCUGGAUGGGGAUGAUGUCAGCGACGUGGUGCUGGUGGCGUCAGACGACACGCAGACUCAGCUGAUAUUGCUCUCUGGAAAGACUGGAGCUCAGAUCGGUUCCACUGUGAUCAUUGACUCCUUUGCUGCUAAUGAUCAUCUUCUCCACCAAAUUAAAGACGGUUCCUACUAUGUGCUGCUACAGAACGCCUCUGGGUUGUACGCACUGGCUCUGUGGAGGAUUGCGGCCAAAGCCAACGUUGAGCCCGAGCCGAGUCUGAAGAAGAGCACGGUCUUUGAGAAAAACGCCAGCGCCACAACCAGCCUCGUACCCAUCUCCCAGUCUAAGGGAGGACGUUUGCUCAGAUUUAAGGACUCAGACGUUUCCUCAGACCUUGUUGUUUCGUCUGACAGCGAGGUAACUGUAUUUGAUGGGAGCUCUUUAGAGGAAAGAUGGAAAUUCAGUACCACAUCAACCAUUGGAAAGCCCUCCUUCGGUCACUUUAACACUGAUAAUGUCCUCGAUCUGGUGAUUGAAGACGAUGUCGGUAACUCCACUAAAAGGAUAACCAUCCUGGAUGGGCGGACCGGGGGUUUGCUGUGGGACAUCCACAGUUUGGCCAGCGCCAACUCACCCCAACCCGACGCUGUGCACGCCACCAACUCCUUCUCUCUUUUUAUGUUUUGGGGCUUGGUUGCAUCAGAGUCCAACUCAUCUGAACCUUUAGGCCGUGACCGAUGCUCCUACAUGCUGUAUCCCCUCCAUCCCAACUAUCUGCUCGAAUGCACCAACAUCACGGAUCAUAUAGUGACAUUUAAAGCCACUCUGAUGGAGCGUGGACGUCACGCCGCCUAUUUCCUCCUGAUGGGCCCAGAGAAGGAAGGAACCCAAGGAACCGUGGUCCUUUUCAAGCAGAAGCUGAAGGAGGACGUUCACUCAUGCAGAGUGCUCCGUACGAAACCCAGCGGAGAGCCGCAUAGCGACGACGACAUCAAAGAAGUCUUUAACCGACUCCGCUUCAGCAGCGACUGGUGAAAAGAAACCCUGCAGUGUGUGGCUUUGUUUUUAUGUCUCUAAAAUAAAAGCAUUUACUCUAGUUUUUAGCUACUGAAAGCCAAAGAAAAUCAUUUUCUGAAGACACUGUUAAUUUUACUUUAACUUAAAUGUUCUUCCUGAAGUGGACAGAACAUUCAGGCUUAGAUGUCCAUUCAUGAUCCAAUCAAAAACUUUAAAAAGCUGCUGCUCUGCACAGAUUGCCCUAAACCUGCUAAAAAAAAAACACGUCUGCCUCCUCUGUGGUUAGUUAG